Molecule: messenger RNA, 2329 nt
Organism: Acipenser ruthenus (sterlet)
Lineage: Eukaryota; Metazoa; Chordata; Actinopteri; Acipenseriformes; Acipenseridae
Product: alpha-tubulin N-acetyltransferase 1-like
Exons: 12
Coding region: 300-1748 (482 amino acids)
Biological process (GO): alpha-tubulin acetylation
Cellular component (GO): microtubule
Molecular function (GO): tubulin N-acetyltransferase activity
Source: RefSeq, a predicted model, not a curated record
UUCCUUUAGAGUACGCUCACCCUGUUGUUAAGGGGAAGUAAUGUCAGCGGAAAUGGGUUUGGCAUCUCCAGGGUGACGCUGAGAGUUCCGAUUGUUCUGUGGAAACACAAUGGAGCAGAAGUGAUCCUUUGCAAAAUAUCCACACACACACGUCUGCAGGAAAGAGCUUAGGAUUUUCAAUAUAAACACAAACUCACUGAUACACGGACAGGCAUUCAUCGGUUUUUAUUUUUUUGCGGGAAAAAUAUAAAAAAAAAAAAUAUUCAACAAGGAUUCAAUUAACUGCUGUGUGCUGAUCAAUGGAGUUCCCUUUCGAUAUCAAUUCAUUUUUCGGCGAUCGGAUUUCGGUCCUCGACCAGAACCUUACGGCAACUCGUAAAUGCUGGGGCAGGGCUGAUUUUCAGCAUCAGAUGGCGACUGUUAUAGACGAGCUAGGGAAGGCUUCUGCCAAGUCCCAGCAGUUACAAGCCCCCAUCACCAGUGCGGUCAAGAUGCAGGCCAGUCGGCAUCACUUGUAUGUGCUCAAGGAUGGAGAGGCCAACAAUGGUCGAGGAGUUGCGAUCGGGUUCCUUAAAGUUGGCUACAAGAAACUUUUUGUUCUGGAUCAUGACGGUGCACACAAUGAAGUGGAGCCGCUGUGCGUGUUGGAUUUCUACAUACACGAGUCCUUGCAGAGGCAUGGAUAUGGCAAGAGGCUAUUCAAUCACAUGCUGGAGAAUGAGCGAGUGGAGGCCCAGCUGCUGGCCUAUGACCGACCGUCUCAGAAAUUCCUCUCCUUCCUCAGGAAGCACUAUGGGCUUGCUGCUUCUGUCCCACAGGUGAACAACUUUGUGGUGUUUGAUGGCUUUUUCCGAGGAAGAUCCGUUGAAGCCAGGAAAUUACCUCCUAAAAGAAAGGAUGGGGAGAUUAAACCCUACUCCCUCACUGAUAGAGAGGUCCUGAAGGAGGAGGAGAAGGGGCUGCCUUGGCCGUUCAGCCAGUCUCCCUCUCUGACACGUUCUCACAGUGUGGGCUCCUCCCCCAGUCGGCACCCGCCCCACACCUCUCCAUCCGCGGGCCUGCGGGAACCAAGAAUGGAUCAGCCUGGACCGAGACUCCUGAACGGAGACCAGCACCGCAUCUCUGCUGCAGAACUGAGGAGACGCACCAGCCAGCAGGGGAUGGUUGCCAGGAGCAACCUCUACAGCCGCUACAUGAGCCGUGGAACCAGCACACCAUUGCCACGGAAACCCUUGAGCAUGCCCAGACUGCCAGGUUUGGUUGAAACUAAUCAAGAACAGAUCCAGACUACACCAGUUAACCCAGGCCAGACCCAGGUAACAGCAGUGAAUUCAGACCCUGGAAAACCUCAGACUGUGACAGGGAGUGCUAUCCCGGGACAGGAGCAGACUGAGAUAAGGAUUGAAAGGAAAACACAGGGGUCCCCUAGUAUAGCAAAGGUGCCACCAUUGAUUCUCCCAGCCACCAAUCACCAGGACAGAUUGACCGAGUCCCCUGCCAACUACCUCGAACCCCAGACCCCUGGGGCGCCCAGGCUAAAUGAGCAUGAUGAGCUAACAGACCGGGUCACCAAACUCCCACACAAUCAUCUUGAGAGGUGCAAGGCCUGGCUGGACCACAGAAAGCCAACAGCUGUCGACACUGGGGUCCCACCCACGGAGCCCAGCUCCUGGACAGUGCUGGGGCUGCCCAAUACUGCACAGUGGGUGCGACGAAAGCAGGAGUUGAGGAGUACGCGCCCCUGGUGAGGAACAGGGCUUUCUCAGGGCAUUCAGAGAGAGGACACUACUGGGAUAUAUCAAUCUGAAAUAGGCAAACUCUUUUAAAUAGCUGUGUACUCCCAGAAACUCAAAGUUCUUAUUUAUUCACCAGGUUUGACCAAAACCUUGAUGGUCUUCAUAAAAGUGCCUUCAGCAGCACAACCAGGAAUUGAAUUGAGCUGCUGUAGAAAUGAACAGCAGUUUCUAUUACUGCAGGGCUUAUUACUGCUGUAUGUGCUGGAUUUCUUUCCAGCAGGAGAGAGCUGUGAAAACGGGCAGUGAAUCUGUUUGGAGUUUUUACAGGACUUGCUCCUCUCUCAGGUAGGGCUGGACAAAAGGAGCAACUAUCACUGUUCUGAGUUCAUACUGGGCUUUUACUGCCAGAGCCCACUCCUCUACUUUCCAGAACACUGCUGGUUUCUUUCCGAUUGUAUAGCUGCCAGUGGUCAAAGUAAAAGAUGUUUAAGGUACUCAUUGUAUGCCUGGGUAAAACUACUGGCAAAGUGAUGGAAGACAAUAUCUUGUACAUUUCUGAAAUAAUAAAUCAUAAAUCACCGUGAGGCAUGUUG